UGAUAGGCUGAGGUGUGCUCGGGGACGGUGGCGGAGGUCAUCCAAUCGGUGGUGAACGGUGCAGACGGCUGCAUCUUCUGCUUAGGCCAUGCCAACCUCGGUAUGACAACGCUCUCCACACACACACACACACACACACACACACACACACACACACACACACACACACACACACACACACACACACACACACACACAAACCUCUGCCCUUGAAAUAACUAACGACGGCCAAUUAAUGUGUCAAACAGUUUAGUUUCCUGUUUUCACACCUCAAGAAACAAACUAGAUGACUGACUGAACAGAGGUGCCCUGUUUUAAUUGACUCAACCGUUGUGUGUCCCCACCCCCCUUUUCCCAUUAGGAAACCACUUCACAGAAUUCAUUUCCUGGUGGGAGUCCCAAUGAUUGUUUACAAUAGAGCAGAGAGAUGGAGAAUCCCCCUUUGUUUUGUCUGCCUUGUUUUAAAACCCUCUUUGAGUUUGUAUGGACGGCUUUGAAGGAGAGGGAGAGAGGAGGAAGACAGUGGCCACUUCAGUAUAAUGUUGCAGGAUCUGUGUGUGUGUGUGUGUGUGUGUGUGUGUGUGUGUUUGUUUAUGUGUGUGUGUGUGUGUGUGUGUGUGUGUGUGUGCGUGCGUGCGUGUGUGUGUGUGUGUGUGUGUGUGUGUGUGUGUGUGUGUGUGUGUGUGUGUGUGUGUGUGUGUGUGCGUGCGUUUGUGUGUGUGUGUGUGUGUGUGUUUCUUUGAGAGAGGGAAAAAGAGAGAGCGCUUUAUGCAGAAUGUAAAGUGCCCUUGUUCUCCAUCAGGUUGUUAGACCGUCCCUCCUGUUGUCUAGUCCUUUGUUUGUCUUCCAGCUGUGUAGGCCUGUCGGCUCCCCCUGAUGAUGUCAGAUCUCCCCCGUGUUGUUUGUUAACUGCUACUGCUACUGUUACCUCUGCUACUGUUACUUCUUGUACUGUUCGGCUGUUACUGCUACAAAUAUUUAUAUUUUACCCACAUCCAUAGACUUCACUUAUCCCUAUUAGUCCCGAGAUCCCAGCAAAAAAAACGGCUUUUCAUUUAUCUGAUGUUCAUUUAUCUGCAUGUCCAGCCCUUAUAUUUAGCCUCACGAUGAAGUGAUUUACCAUUUUCUUUUCAGGACAACCAGGGCUGUAAGUAGAACACACAACAAUUUGACAUAAACAGUUGCAUUCAUGAGUUUUAUUGACAAAUCUGAAUUUAAAAAAAUAGACUUAAACUAGGUAAAAAAUUAUUUAUAUGAAUGCUGUAAUUACAGAAAUGGUUUGCUCUCUGGGAAAUUAAUAUCCAACUAGUCAGUGACAACUGUGAGAAAUUUGGAGUUUGUGACAGCAACUAUGUGAGGUUAUUACAGUAUUAUAGACACUAUGUCCUGGUAUUUCCUAUGAUCUUCUAUGUAGAAGAACUCCUUACCUUCUAACGACUCUUGUGUAGCUUGUGAGUGUCAUAGAGCAAAACAUGUGAUACAUGUAGCUCAAACCAUUCGGACUCUACAGAGGUUUUUGUAUAAAAGAUCCGGCCCCGGGCCCCUUCGGGAUCCGCCCUUGUCUCACAAACACCGCUCUAGCUCAGCCCCCGUGAAUCACACAGACUACACAUGGUUGGUAUCUACGGAUGCAGAAGAAAUAGACGAAUCCAACGGUACAACCCAGCAGUCUGUAGCUCAAACACACAAUGUUUUGAAUGGGUCCAAACAUUCCCCGGCUAUACGGUGGGACUGCUUCAAAUGGGUCCAAACAUGCCCCGGCUAUACGGUGGGACUGCUUCAAAUGGGUCCAAAAAUGCCCCGGCUAUACGGUGGGACUGCUUCAAAUGGGUCCAAACAUGCCCCGGCUAUACGGUGGGACUGUUUUAAAUGGGUCCAAACAUGCCCCGGCUAUACGGUGGGACUGCUUCAACACCAUAAACCUGCUUUUGAUGUGUCUAUUCCUAUUUAGCUAGAUAAUUCAUCUUCUGAACAAAUAUAUAACUAUAAGCAACCUUUUGUCUGUUUUGGAGUGCAGACUUAAAAUCCGACAGGCCGGUUUCCCGGACACAGAUUUAGUCUAGCCCAGGACUAAGAUGCAAUUUCAAUGGAGAAUCUCAGUUGAACAUGCCUUUUAGCCCAGAACUAUAGGCUUAGUCCAUGUCUGACAAAACAACCCAACAAGUAUAACAAACACACCAAUCACCACCUCAAAUAACCUCUGACCUCUCCUCCACAGGUAAGACAUACACCAUGAUUGGUCGGGACUGCUCCACACAGAGCCUGGGUGUGGCUCCCUGCGCCAUCUCCUGGCUCUUCAAGCUCAUUGAGGAACGCAAGGAGAAGGCCGGGGCACGCUUCUCUGUCCGCGUGUCCGCCGUGGAGAUCUCCGGCCGGGACGAGGCGCUGACCGACCUGCUGUCCGAUGUGUCCGCAGGCAGCCUGCAGGACGGCCAGUCUCCAGGGGUGUACCUGCGCGAGGACCCCAUCUGCGGGUCACAGGUAUGGAGUUGGUUGGCUAGUGGGAGUGUGUGUGUGCGCGUUGGGUUUGAGAGAAAGCAUUUCAAUCGUUUGUGAUGGACCUAGCAUAGGAUAUGUUAAGCUGUAUUCUGACUUAAUAACUAUAAUUUUUGCUUAAGUUGUGCGUGCUUUUCUCAACAAUAAAUCACCUGUCAGUGAAUGCUUCAAUUAUUUAGCUACCUGGGCUCUGGUGAUGCUCUGACAUCCUCGGACAACCUCUCUCCCUCCCUGGACCCUCUCUCUCUCUCACCUCUCCCUCCCUCUGUGUGCAUAUCUGACCCCCUGAUCACCCAGGAGACUCCCUCCGCCAGGCCAGAAAUGUGUGCUAUUCACCCAAUUAGCUAGACCCUUCUAAUGCAGUCUCUUUUCAUCUCUCUCAUUUCACUCACUUCCCUUCUCUCUAACUCUCUCUGUCUCUCUCUCGCUCUCUCCCUCUCUCUCUCUCUCGCUCUCUCUCUCUCUCUCAUCGCUCUCUCUCGGUCUCUCUCUCUCUCUCUCUCCCUCUCCCUUCUCUCUCCGCUCUCUCUCUAGUCUACUUCUGUCUCUCUCUCUCUCUUACCUCUCCUCUCUCUCUCUCUCUCUCUCUCUCUCUCUCUCUCUCUCUCUCUCUCUCUCUCUCUGUCUCUCUGUCUCUCUCUCUCUCUCUGCCUCUCUCUCUCUCUCUCUCUGUCUUCCAAUCUUUCUUUAUGUCUGUCUUUAUUUCCCUAUCCGUCCCUCCCAUUUUCUUUUUCUCACCUAUCUGUAUCUCCCUCUCUCGUUCAUUCUGGUUCAUUCUGUGUCUGUGUCUCUCUUCCUCUCUGUCUUUACCUUUCUAUCAACUCUCUCUCUUUCUCUUUCUCUCUUCUCCAUCUCUCAAUUCAAAUCAAAGGGCUUUAUUGGCAUGAAAAGCUUUUACAACAGCAGGAACAGUAGGAGGUAUUAGUAUUAGGUAGGAGCAUUAGUCUGAGUAGUAUUAGUAAGGAGUAGUCUCUCUUGCUCUCGUUCGUUCAGUCUCCCUCAUUUUUAAGUUUAAGUUGUGCAUGCUUUUCUCAACAAUAAAUCACCUGUCAGUGAAUGCUUCAAUUAUUUAGCUACCUGGGCUCUGGGUGAUGCUCUGACAUCCUCGGACACCUCUCCCCUCCCUGGACCCUCUCUCUCUCACCUCUCCCUCCCUCUGUGUGCAUAUCUGACACCUGUCACCAGGAGACUCCCUCCGCCAGGCCAGAAAGGUUGCUAUUCACCCAUAGUAGACCCUCUAAGUCCUAUUUUCUAUCUCUAUCAGUAUCCCUCGAUCUCUCUCUCAUUAUUCUUCUCUUCUCUCUACUAUCAUCGAUAGAGUCUUAUCCAUUCUCUCUCUCCUCUUCUGUCUUUCUCCCUUCUCUCUCUCUUCUCUUAUUCUCUUCUCUCUCUCUAUCUCUCUCUAACUCUCUCUGUUCUCUCUCGCUCUCUCCCCUCUCUCUCUCUCUCUCUCUCUCUCUCUCUCUCUCUCUCUAGGUCGUCUCUCUCUUCUCUCUCUCUCCUGCCUCUCUCUCUCUCUCUCUCUCUAUCUCUCUCUCUCUCUCUCUCUCUCUCUCUCUCUCUGUCUCUCUGUCUCUCUCUCUCUCUCUGCCUCUCUCUCUCUCUCUGUCUUCCAAUUUUCUUUAUGUCUGUCUUUAUUUCCCUAUCCGUCCCUCCCAUUUUCUUUUUCUCACCUAUCUGUAUCUCCCUCUCUCGUUCAUUCUGGUUCAUUCUGUGUCUGUGUCUCUCUUCCUCUCUGUCUUUACCUUUCUAUCAACUCUCUCUCUUUCUCUUUCUCUCUCUCUCCAUCUCUCAAUUCAAUUCAAAGGGCUUUAUUGGCAUGAAAAGCUUUUACAACAGCAGGAACAGUAGGAGGUACAGCAUUAGUCUGAGUAGUAUUAGUAAGAGUAGUCUCUCUUCCUCUCUUUCGUUCAGUCUCCCUCAUUUUUCAUCUCUCUUCCCCCCUCAGCUCCAGAACCAGAAUGAGUUGCGUGCGGCCACUGCAGAGCGGGCAGCCUACUUCCUGGACGCAGCCCUGGCGGCCCGAAGCACCAGCCGCCCUCGCUGCGACGAGGAGGAGAGGAAGAACUCCCACAUGCUCUUCACCCUCCAUGUCUACCAGUACCUCAUGGAGAAGAGUGCCAAAGGAGGAAGUGAGUAGGGUGCCUGUGUCAGUGGCUGUGUGUUGGGGGAGAAGUUGGGGAUGGUUGGGGUGGUGUGUGGGUUGAGGAUGGUUGGGGUGGUGUGUGGGUUGGGGAUGGUUGGGGUGGUGUGUGGGUUGGGGAUGGUUGGGGUGGUGUGUGGGUUGGGGAUGGUUGGGGUGGUGUGUGGGUUGGGGAUGGUUGGUGUGGUGUGUGUGCUAAGCAGACCUGGGUCAAAUUGGUAUUUGUUUUCUUUCAAAUACUUUGUUUAUAUAUACACUGCUUGGUUUGGCUUGCCUGGCACUAUUCAACCAAUGGAAUAGCCCAGAUAGUGCAAACCCACCAGAGCACACUGGGCAAGCAAAACUUUUAUCUAGCUAGUUAAUUUGACAUUCCAUGCGCAAUCUACCUGUGUAUGAAUUUCAUCAGUCAUCAGAAGUUACAUAAUGAAGGUGAAUGAUAGUUUCCCAACUAAAUAUGAUGUGUUGUUCAUGUCUUGUUCAUCUGGAGCCCCACAUCGAUCACAGAUAAACCUUUGAAAGAUCAUAGCGUCUUUAAUUUGCUCGACGCUCAAAGGAACCACUCUGAUCAGCACAAUGAAAAACUCUUGCCCUUUUAUCUGGAGAACAUAUUUCACAUGCAUCAUUAGAAUGUUAAGACCUGCUGGAAAGGCUAGGCGAUCCACAGGUCUAUUAUCUCUCUCUCUCUCUCUCUCUCUCUCUCUCUCUCUCUCUCUCUCUCUCUCUCUCUCUCUCUCUCUCUCUCUCUCUCUCUCUCUCUCUCUCUCUCUCUCUCUCGCUCUCUCUCUCUCUCUCUCCAACCCAACUUGUAUUAAUUAGCUUCAUUUGGAGUUGCUGAUAAGGCCAUAACAGGAAUACUAACAAGGAAGGCUAGCACAUUUGCAUUAUACGCCGCCCUAGCCUACCUGUCAUGGCUGCAUCCUCUACGUUAGCUGCUGUUAUUAGUAUUUCACACUCCCGUCGCUGCAAUGCGGGGGUAGACACGGCACACACUGUCCAGAGCCAGAAUACAUUUCAAUAGGUAAUGAGGCUUGAGUCCUCAAUCUGAGCAUGUUUAUAGAGCGGCACAUAAAACGGGAGGCUAGUUUGCAUUCUCAGGUUCCGGGGAGGGUUGCCACUCUGCAGCGCAGGGGAUUCUAAAUCUUGCUGACGCUAAGCUAAUCUUCAGCCCCACCACUGUAUUAAAUCAGGACACCAUUCCGAUUCCUCUUAAUGAUAUGAGUUAGUGUUUUCAUACCACUGACCUAGAUGAGCUCAAAUGGGAAGGAUUCUGUCCUCUCAACCGUAACUAUGUAUUUUAUCUGUGUGCAGUUAGCCCCCAAAUGUGCGAGCCUAUUUGAUUGUCACUUCUGAGCCAACUCUCCAUAACCUUUGAUUCAUAGAUGCACACGGCGAGACAGGGCUUAACAUGAUCACGUCCAGAGUAGGGUACAACCGUAGGGUACUCCCAUCACUCCUAUGUUAAAUUGCCUACUUUAAUCAUAACCUGACAAUACUCUAUUUUUUUUACAUUCUAUACCAUUUUUGUAUAUGCUUGGUUGGUCGUUUUUAACAUACUUCCAUGUCGUCUUAAUCAACAAACGAGAUCAUACAAAAAAACACUUUAAUUCUAAACGUAAAAAAAGUUUGCAUGAACAGAAAGACUGUCGCAUGGAAUGUACGUCACAAUUAACAGUCAAAGAGCCGAUUCUAACUGAUUUUCUCCAACUAUCUAAAUCUGCUAUUAAGAUGCCGAAAAGCUGUUGCGUACCGUUUGGUUAAAAACAAUAGCAGGAGAAAAAUCCUGAAUGGCGCAGUGGUCUAAGGCACUGCAUCGCAGUGCUAGCUGUGCCACUAGAGAUCCUGGUUCGAAUCCAGGCUCUGUCGUAGCCAGCCGUGACCGGGAGACCCAUGGGGUGGCGCAUAAUUGGCCCAGCCAGGGUAGGGGAGGGAAUGGCCGGCAGGGAUGUUGGUAGAGCAUGGUGUAUGCAACGCCAGGGUUGUGGGUUCGAUUCCCGCGGGGGGCCAGUAUGAAAAAUAAAUACAAAUAUGUAUGUACUCUGGAUAAGAGCGUCUGCUAAAUGACUAAAAUGUAAAAACACCACCAAAUUAAGUUUAAUCAACCAGGUACCAGUUUAGACGAAUCUCAUGGUUUCAGGCUAUUACGCCGUGAUGCUGAUGGAAAGCUGUGGGCUCCGGGUACUCAAUAAAUGUAUAUGUGUGUUCGAAGCACUUCAUCACCGGUAAAUCGCUAACACUUGUUUGUAUCUAGCUAGCUAUGUGUAUUGCAUAAAGCUUGCUAUUCAUCUUGUAGUAAGGACUAGUGAGCUGUAUCCAUCCAAAUAACAUUUUACAUUUUUACAUUUUAGUCAUUUAGCAGACGCUCUUAUCUAGAGCGACUUACAGUUAGUGAGUGCAUACAUUUUCAUACUGGCCCCCCGUGGGACCGGUAUGACAGUUAUAAUAUUCUUCUGCAUUUGGAUAUUUAUGCAAACUUGGAGAUUCCACUGGUUUGGGCCAUUUGGUAGGGUUGUCUCCCCAGCUGGUCUCCGGCAAGUUGAAAGGACAUAUAGGCAAGCCAACAAGAAUAAACUUUUCUAAAUACCUAGACCGUUCAAGGGCAGGCAAAGACUGUAAGUAGUUACGUGAAAUAUCUAAGACUAGCGAAUUAAAUCGAGAUUAACUUCUAUCGCUAGACAGACAGCUAACGUCAGCUAACCGGCGAAAAAGCUAGGGGUAAACAAACAGUGAUGUAAGAUGUAAUACGACAGCUUUCCUAGCUUAGCAGGUCGGGUAACAAAUUUGUAGCAGAAUAAGUAUCAUGCGAAUAAUUUGUUGUUGUGACAGCCAAGUAUGUUAAUAUCGACAAGUGAAGCUGCUGAAAACGUUCAUUGAAACGACAAAAAAAACGGUCUGUCGUUUGCUUAGGAUGACGCCAAAGUUUAGGCUAAUUACAUGGGAGUGAGGGGAGUACCCUACGGCUGUACCCUACUCGGGGGCGUAGUCACGUAAAGCCACGCCUCGCCUUGUGUAUCUAUCGGGCCACCUCUGUCUUUUUGAUUGUGUGUAAAUCCCUGCUGUGCUCAGUGGGCUCAGUGCCCCCUGAAAGUGUCAUUCACUGUAUUGGUCAUUUAGCACAAAACUAAAUGGGGGGGGGGGGUGUGAAGUUUGAAGUGGUCCAUUCAAUGUGAACUCCUGAGCUUGUUUUUUUUUUGGGGGGGGGCUCCAUGGAAAGUUCAGGUUUAAUCAUUUUUUCUCUCUAUUUCCCUCUCUCACACGCACUCUCUUUCUCUCUCUUUCUGUCUGUCUCUGUCGUUUUCUCUCUCUCAUAAAGUGUCUGGCGGCCGCAGUCGUCUGCACCUGCUGGAUCUGGGUAGCUGUGAGACGGACAUAAGUCGGACCCGGGAAGGAGGUGGAGGCCAGUGUCUGUCUCUCUCUGCUCUGGGAAACGUCAUCCUCGCCCUGGCCAACGGGGCCAAGCACGUACCCUACAGGUAUGUCUGAAAACGGGGGACAAACGCUCGUGAAUAAUUAGUUUUUUUCACAAUGCCAAUCUGAAUGUGUCUGUAUUACGUCCUCUUUGUGUUUAUCUUGUGAGUCUGUGUGUUUUGUCUGGCCUUUUUAUCACUCUCUGUUGUUCUUCCCACCUCACAGGAAAAAUCAAUGAAGCCCUAUUAGCCUAUUUGGAUGAGAGAGAAGUUGAGGGAAGAAGCGAAGCACCAACGUGGGAAGUUAUUGAUAGUGUUAUGGUUCAGGGAAAGGGUGUAUUCCGGCUUCAAUGAGGGGAGGGGGUUUGGAUUGUAAUAUAAAAGAUUGGGUCUGUGAAAAGGACAAUUUGGAAUGAGAUAUUUUUCCUUGAGUCUCAGACAAGAUCAGCUUUAUUUAUACACAGUAUAGAGUAGGGUGGGCUUAAUAAAAAUGUUUCUAGUCUAUUUCAAACUAGCUUUCAUGGACCUUUCACACAUUGCCCUACUUACAGACAGUACAUGAGAAGGUAGUUGAAACAGAAAGUGGUAGUUGAAAGUGGGGUUCCAUUGAUGGUAAAUGAGAUCUCGUUCCCGCUGCCUUUUGCCUGUCUAUAGCUAAUCCUUCGGUACAGUUAGGAAUGGUUGCUAUGAUCCUGGGAGGUUUAGGGGGGAGGGGGUUAUGGCUACUAGGAUCUGGUGCUGGUCCUUUUUUGGGGGGCUAACGAGGGGAUUUUUGAUGUAUUAUUCAGGGAUAGCAAGCUCACCAUGUUGCUGAGGGAAUCUCUGGGCAACAUCAACUGCCGAACCACCAUGAUAGCACACAUCUCCGACUCACCAACCAAUUACAUGGAGACGCUCACCACCAUGCAGCUGGCCUCGCGUAUCCACCGCAUGAGGAAGAAGAAAUCCAAGGUAGUAAAAUUUCAACAAGCUAUUUCAAGGCUUCCUACUGGGCAAAAACUGGUUGAAUCAACGUUAUUUCCAAGUCAUUUCAACAAAAAAAUUCAAUGUGAUGACGUUGAAUCAACAUGGAAAACUGAUUUGUUCCUCAAGCGUCCUUUGGUAUCGCUCAAUUAGAAAAUGUCUGAAUUGUUUGAAUGAUUUCCCAGGGUAAUAAGGACUCUGCCAUAGAAAUAAUUAAAUCUAUAAAGUUAAUCUGUAUUUCUUACAAAGGAAGGACUGUUACAGCGAUAAUUGAUCACUGUUCGUAAUUCAGCUAUUGAAUCCCUACCGCAGACAAGAUUUGAAUGUGUGUUCUCUCUCCUGCUUAUAGUAUGCAUCCAGCUCCUCUGGUGGCGAGAGUUCCUGCGAAGAGGGACAAAUCCGCAAGCCACACUUGAGACCCUUCCACCCACGAACCGUGGCUCUUGACCCGGAUAUGCCCACAUUGCUGUCUAGUGACCCGGACUACUCCUCCAGCAGUGAGCACUCCUGCGACACGGUCAUCUACAUCGGUCCUGGUGGGGCCACCAUUUCAGACAGAGAGCUAAGCGACAAUGAGGGCCCACCUUCCUUUGUUCCCAUCAUCCCCUCACUGAACAGGAAGCGCUGCAAAGACACCCAACGCCCGGAGGUGGAAUACUUCAAGUGCAACACGUUUGCGGAGCUCCAAGAGAGACUGGAGUGCAUCGAUGGCAGCGAGGGCCCAGCUGCCUUCACUGGGGAGGGCAAGGGGGCACAAAUAGCCCCAAGCACUCAAAGUGGGACUACCAAAAGCCCAGAGGAGGCUGUGUCCCCCAAGACUGUUAAAUCCCCCUACCAAAAGCCCCUGAUUAGCACAACAACCACCCACACAGCUCCCGCUAUAUCUGAGCAGGAACAUUCCAAAUUGUCCUCAGAUGGAGGGGUCCCAGAGAGUCACAAACGGACAAGUGCAGAUGGGGAGAAGGUUCUGGCCUGUGUGGUUAAGCCCAGCAGGGUUUUGUUCCAAGACUCAGAGCCUGUGGUGCGAGAGAAGGUCUACCUCAUCAAAGGACCUACUGUACCUAAGCCUUCUGCCUCUCCUUCUUUGCCAAGAUCCUCCAGAACACACUCUCAGGGCCUGGAUGCCAUCUGCCGGGCACCCCCUGUGGGCAUGAGUCAGCAGGCCCUAAGGCAAGAUCAACCCGGGGGGUCCCCGGUCCUGGAGAGGGCCCAUCAUGGCAGGAGUCCCAUGGAGGUGAGCCAUCUUCGGGCAGCCUUGAGGGGCAGGUGCCUGGAGAGAGAUAUCCUGAGGACCACGAUCACCCUGCAGCAACCUGUGGAGCUGAAUGGGGAAGACGAGCUGGUGUUCACGGUGGUGGAGGACCUACCUAUAGGCCUGGUCCCAGACAAUGGGCGGCCCUCCAGCAUCAUCAGCUUUAACAGUGACUGCUCCCUUCAGGCCCUGGCCUCAGGCUCCCGUCCUGUCAGCAUCAUUAGCAGCAUCAACGAUGAGUUUGAUGCUUACACGGCUCAAGAGUGUGCGUCUAGGGUGAGCUCAGCCUCACAGGAGAAGCUGUUUGCCGAUCAUGGUAGCAGACAGUCUUCCAUCAGCUCCUGGCCGAGCGAAGUGAGCGUGUGCUCGCUGGAGAGCGACGGCACCCAUUCGACAAGCAGAUUCUUACAGAGGGCUAAGUGCAUGGCACCGGAGAACACCUCCAUAUUGUCCCCUCCUGCUAUAUUCCGUAGGGAGCCAUUCUUGCAGCAUGGUGCCAAGAGCUCCCUAAAUGACAGUGGUGUCUGCUUCUCUGAGUUGGACAGUGACCCCGCCACCCCAAGCAAGCUCUCCCAAACUAAGUGCCCACCUUCUCCUGACUCUACCAAAGCAUCUCUCAGAGCAAACUCUCUGAACACCUCAGCAUCUUCUCAGAUCCCACACCAUGCUGUUCACUCCAGUCUUCCCAGGAAAACCAAGCCUACCUCAUCAGUUGCCCCAAGCUGCAGCAGGCAAGAAGGCAAGCAAGACGACCUCUGGUUGCGAGGGGGCGGCCAUUUGGAUCCUAGAGCGACUGAAUCCACUGUGGCGAGUAAGCCACCCAGAAAUGGCAUGAGUGGCCUCCCAUCCAGGAAGCUGGGAGGAAACAGCAACAGUGUACCUCGACCGCCAAAGGCACAGAUAUCCUCCUCGACUCAGAGGGCGGUAGACGGUUGUGAGAAGUCCAGCAGCAAGAAAGCAGAGACCAUGAGCAGGAUGCCACAGUUUAGGCGAGGCGCCACCACUCUUGGAACAGUGUCAGUCCCCCACAGUUCCCCUGAAUCAAAAUGGGGCCGCGAUGGCUCUUCAGGAACUAGUAGUCUGAGAUUCUCCUCUUUGGGAAAGAAGGCAAAUGGACAGAAAAGCAGCAUGCUUCCAAAGUCUGGCUCUAUCUCUCCUCCUGCUCCACCUGUUCGCAAAUCAAGCCUCGAUCAAAAGACAAGGAUAGUCUUAUCUCCUAGUGCCUUAAGGGCAGCCAGCGACGCUGCAAGGUCCUCAUUACCUAAAACAUCCGUCUCUGAGCAGGAAUUUGAUGUUCGAUUCAGAGGGGAUUUGUUUAGCUACAAAACAUCCAGCUUGAAGGCUGACCAUGGCUCAGCCAAGAUAGCGUCAAGCCUGAAGACACGAGGAACCAAAGGCGAUUCUGGAAGGUACUAUGGUAGCCUGAUGUCCUUGGAGAGAAGUGACAGUCUAAACUCAGUGAGGUCCAAACCUGGCCUGUCGAGAGAGAAUAGUGUCAGUAGCUUAGGAGACAAUGGAAAAUCCAAUAGAUCACUGCCAAGACUUGGGGUCCCCACCUCCACUACUUCCACAUCCACUGCUACCUCUCCCCUUUCCUCUACCACCUUUGCGAUGACAAGCAAGUUGGGACAGCUUAAAGCUAAUGUCAACCCCAGGGCCAUAGUUGCCAGUGGAUCAAAGGCUAGAACUUUGUCUGCCAGCAGUUCCAAGACCCUUAACUACUCCACCAAAUCCGUUGACGCGCCAACCGCACGCAAUGCCAGCCUACCUCCAACUGGGAAAUCCCCAGCUCGUUCUUUGGCAGGGACCAAUGGCAAGCCUGGCAGGGGAACUAUCAUGGGCACUAAGCAGGCCAUCCGGGCUGCCAACAGCCGAGUUAGUGAGCUUGUGGCGGGAAGCCCAAGGAAACAUCUAAGCAGGGGUUCAGGGGACAAUGACAACGAUAGCGGGGCAAGUGUCAGCGGGUCCCCUGUCAGCACGCCACUACCCUCGCCCUAUAGCAAGAUAACAGCCCCGCGGAGGCCCCAGCGUUACAGCAGCGGGCACGGUAGUGACAAUAGCAGUGUGCUCAGUGGGGAGCUUCCACCGGCCAUGGGUCGCACUGCACUCUUCUACCACAGUGGGGGCAGCAGCGGUUAUGAGAGCAUGAUCCGGGACAGCGAGACCACAGGCAGCGCCUCGUCAGCCCAUGACUCCAUGAGCGAGAGCGGGGUGUCCACCUCCAAUAGGAGUAGAGUGUCUAAAUCACCCAAGAAGAGAGGCAAUGGUGAGUAUUAGUUACCCUGAGAGAGUUCUGGAACAAUAUCCAGACAGCUAUACCACAUCAAACACAACUCAUGAUCUCAUAAACUUGUACUUGUGAAAUAAGUGUUCUUUUAUUUUAUUUAGAGCCCCACAAGAAUCCAAUUUAACAAUAUACAUAUUCAAAUAGUUUUUCUUUGAUAUCUGUAAAAUACAUUAUUCAUACGAUAUUUUCUCUAGCUUUCUCACUAGUAGAUUAUUUAUGUUCUAUUGAAAAGUGUUGCUAGGUGACAACCCUGGUGCUCAAUACAACAUUGCAUGCACGCUGAAGCGAGUAAGAAUGCAUGUAUUCAUACACUCUAAUGUCAUGUAUGAAUUUGCCUUGCACAUGGAUAUCUCACAUAUAUAUCUAUUUAUCAUAAACCUAUGAAUAUAUAUUUCGAUGUACAGUAUGUACUCCACCUAGCAUUGUCAUGAAUCUCUAUUCAAGUGUGGUAUCUGAAGUCACAGCAUAUCCGGCUGCAGUGUACACUCAUAACAAGAAUUCGGCCUAUUCAGAUGAAUGUGCCCAUCCUCCAUAAUUCAUAACAGCAACAGAUAGGGUCUAGUGCCUAAUGCAUAUGUAAUCAGUGCUAGCCGAAGGUUAUGUGAUCCCAGCUGGCUCUAUGGAAGUCUGCUAUCAGUCUGUAUCUUGGCAUGUUUUUGCCUCAUGCAUAUUUCAAGGCAGCGGCGCACGUGCUAGGAUAUUCCUGGUGUGCAUAUCCAACUCCAAUGAACAGCCGUACCCCGACUGAUCACUCAAUUCACCCACUUGCUCCAGGCCUCCAGCGGCGCCGUCUCAUCCCUGCUCCCCUGCCGGACACCUCCUCCCUGGGCAGGAAGGCUGGCGUACCAGGCCAGUGGGUGGACCUGCCCCCCUUGGGUGGGACCCUGAAGGAGCCCUUCGAGAUCAAGGUGUACGAGAUUGACGACGUGGAGCGGCUGCAGUGGAGGCGAGAGGGUGCCACGGGGACAGAGGUUAGAGAUUCUCCAUCUGCUUGCUUCUUGGCAUUCUAAAUGCUUCUUGGCAUUCUAAAUGCUUCCUGGCAUUCUAAAGUGGUGUGUGUGUGUGUGUGUGUGUGUGUGUGUGUGUGUGUGUGUGUGUGUGCGUGCGUGUGUGUACACAAAUUAACCAGACUGUAAACUCCAGAAUGUUUUGACUGAUUUGUGUGGGAAUGUUAUUUUAUUUGCUUGUUUUCAUCUCCUUACUUGCUUAGAUGUUGUGCACGCUACUAGUUGGUCAGGUGCCACACCUGUUCACCUCUUGACCUCACCAAAGGACAAAACUUCAAAGAAUUUCCCUCCAGUAAUUUUCUACUUUAUAAAUAGCAUUUUAAGAUUAUCACGGCUGCGUAACAAGCAUGGAUCCACUUCGCAGUGGGCUAAUAUUAAGGGGGACAGUCCAGUUCAUCAGCCUCAACUGAACUUGCCCCAGAUUAAAAAGCAAGGCUGCCUAAACUGUCUCAAACCCCUAAAUCCAUCCACUACUAAGGGUGGAGGAAGCCCAAUGAGGAAGAGGGGAAACUAGGGGUGGAGGAGCCAGUGAUGAAUGAAGGUUGGAUCUGCUAUCUGGGCCCUCGCCUGAUUUCUCUUUAUGGGCCUCUCCACUCUCCAUGUCCACGGGUCAUUAACCAUUCCCACCAGUGGGACCCAGUGAAUAGUUUAGGACCAAGUUACCCAGUGAAUAGUUUAGGACCCAGUCACCCAGCAAAUAGUAUAGGAACCAGUCACCCAGCAAAUAAUGUACGACUUAGUCAUCCAGCGAAUAAUGUAGGACCCAGUCACCCAGCGAAUAGUGUAGCGGGUAAAAUAUAUUAAUUCUGCCUGAUGGUACUUUGAUUUAUUUUCAAUUAGGAAAAGAUGAUCUUCAAUUCGUCUUUUAGAGCCUGUCAUCCUGAGCUCCCUAAAAUGAAGUAUUUUAAGUGUGUGUGUGUGUGCAAUGUGCAUGUAACUGUGUGUGUGUGUGUGUGUUUGUGUGAUUAAUUGCAUUUCAAAGUGCAUCCGUUUAGAUUGUGUAUUAUCUUUGCAUUAGCAAAUGUUGAUAAUGUCCUUUUUUCUGUUCUCUCCCUCUCUCAUCUCGCAGCCAUUCCAGGAUGUGGAAAAGGUAUGUUCAUUAAACUCGAUGGAUGCGCCUUGAUUAUUAGAUCACAUGCUAAAAUGGAAGAUGCAUGAAGCAUGGAAUUAAUUCAUUCUGCUAUGCCUUGUGAAAUAGACACAUUAUAUUGUGGCACAAAUGUGUCCAAAAACUAGUUUUGUGCAAAGCCAAUAGUGCAAAAGCAAUUGACCUCCCUUGUAGUGAUAAAACACAACAGUUCCAACUAGCAGUCCCUCCAGGAUUUCGAGGUGUUUUUUUCUUUUUUUUUCUGCGGGCUAAAAUGCUUGAUUUUACUGCUGCAAUUCUGACAUUUUUCAUGUCAUUUGCGAGGAUUUUGUCAAAUUUGUCACGAAAUUGCGCUGACAGGGGGGAAAUGUUUGUUGACCUGGGUCUUGAUUGAACCACUUUAUGCGGUAAAAGUGUGGUGAUUGGUUAAAAUUGCAAGCCCUCUUUUUGUAGUGCAAUGAUGGGACAGUUUUAUGCAGUAAUUUUGGAUGAUUUGACUGUUUUAUGUGAUCACAGAAUCCUGGAGGGACUGAACUAGGAAUAAUCUGUUGUGUUAUUCUACCUUUCAAUAACUUGUUUCUGGUGGACUAUGUCUACACCCAAUCCCUGAGCUCAACGUUUUCCUGGAGAUUAAAGCGCGAGAUUAGCGUGGAUGCUAAUUUUAUUUAUCCUAAUUAACCCCGCCAAUGGACAGGUUAGUACCCACAGGUUAGCCGCUCUUGAUUCCAUUUUGAAUAAUCUCCUGCGUGUGAGCCUCCUCACAGCAGAAGCGUCCGAAUAGAAGCGUCCGAAAAAUCGUUGAAUCCGGCUAAAGAUACUCCUCCGUCUGGCUCUCUCUCUCUCUCUCUCUCGCUCUUUCUCUCGCUCUGUUUACUUCCCUCCCUCCAUCCGAGCCAGGGAUUCUCCAAAGCUCCUUUCCUCCACUCGUCUUUUCUCUCUCUGCUCACUCCAUUCAUCCUUACCGUUUGCUCUCCCAGGGCCUGCUGUACUUCAAUGCAAGGUUGAGGAUGCUGGAGAAGAGGCAACAGCAGAUCAGGGAGCUGAGGGCCAAGCAUGAGAGGUUGAGGGGGGAACUGGAGGAUGCCAAGAGCAGGCUGAUGCUGGACCCCUGCAAGUGGAGCGGAGAGUGUGAGUAGCCUACUGCAGAAAUCUGGUGUGCUAUUUAAAGUGUGCUUAAAGUGUACCACCUUGUUUUGUAACUGGGUUGUGUUAAAGAUGGACUUUUAUCCAACUGUCAGAGCAGCAGUCAGGUAUUCUAUUCUACACUACAUGGCCAAAAGGAUGUGGACACCCCUUCAAAUUAGUGGAGUUGGCUAUUUCAGCCACUCCCGUUGCUGACAGGUGUGUAAAAUCGAGCACACAGCCAUGCAAUCUCCAUAGACAACAUUGGCAGUAGAAUGGCCCGUACUGAAGAGCUCAGUGACUUUCAACGUGGCACCGUCAUAGGAUGCCACCUUUCCAACAAGUCAGUUCGUCAAAUUUCUGCCCAGCUAGAGCUGCUUUUAUUGUGAAGUGGAAACGUCUAGGAGCAACAACGGCUCAGCCGCGAAGUGGUAGGCCACACAAGCUCACAGAAUGGGAUCGGCGAGUGCUGAAGCGCAUAAAGAUCGUCUAUCACCAGUUGCAACACUCACUACAGAGUUCCAAACUGCCUCUGGUAGCAACAUCAGCACAAUAACUGUUCGUCGGGAACUUCAUGAAAUGGGUUUCCAUGGCCGAGUAACUGCACACAAGCCUAAGAUCACUAUGCGCAAUGCCAAGUGUCGGCUGGAGUGGUGUAAAGCUCACCGCCAUUGGACUCUGGAGCAGUGGAAAUGUGUUCUCUGGAUUGAUGAAUCAUGCUUCACCAUCGAAUCUGGGUUUAGCGGAUGCCAGGAGAACGCUACCUGCCCGAAUGCAUAGUGCCAACUGUAAAGUUUGGUGGAGGAGGAAUACUGGUCUGAGGCAGUUUUUCAUGGUUCGGGCUAGGCCCCUUAGUUCCAGUGAAGGGAAAUCUUAACGCUACAGCAUACAAUGACAUUCUAGACAAUUCUGUGCUUCCAAGUUUGUGGCAACAGUUUGGGGAAGGCCUUUUCCUGUUUCAGCAUGACAAUGCCCCCGUGCACAAAGUGAGGUCCAUACAGAACUGGUUUGUUGAGAUCGGUGUGGAAGAACUUGACUGACCUGCACAGAACCCUGACCUCAACCCCAUUGAACACCUUUGGGAUGAAUUGGAUCCUAAUCGCCCAACAUCAGUGCCAACCUCACUAAUGCUCUUGUGGCUGAAUGGAAGCAAGUCCCAACAUCUAGUGGAAAGCCUUCCGAGAAGAGUGGAGGCUGUUAUAGCAGCAAAGGGGGGACCAACUCCAUAUUAAUGCCCAUGAUUUUGGAAUGAGAUGUCCGACGAGCAGGUGUCCACAUACUUUUGGCCAUGUAGCGUAUCUAUUGUUUGCUAAUGUCUUUACAAAUGACUGUUACUUGAAACGUAGCUUUGUGCUAAUGAAUAAACCAUUGACUGCUUCUCUUAGGGAGAUGUAUACCCCUUUAGUCACUCGUUGUGACCACUCUCACGCUCAGCUUUCCUACAUUUAGCCUCUCCGAGGCUAUUGUUAGUGGACAACAAAGUUGUGUAACUAGCUAGCGAUUCCACAUCAGAGUAUCACAGUGCUGCCUGGCUGUGCUAGCCUCUGUUAGAGUUGAGACCCCAUCUUGAACAUAAUAGUAAACAAACCCCUCCUACACUGUAGGAGCAGCUAAUCUCCCAAGCUCUUCAAUAUGACAUCUGCACCCAGUUAAUUGCAAUGUUCCCUAUGCCCUAUGGCAGUGCCAUUGCACUCAAUGAAACGUGGACAAAUGUAUUGUGCAGGUGUCAAGGAAAUGUUUGUGGUUGACCUCAUUAUGACCUUCUAGUUAACGCUACUUGUGGUCCAUUUUGGGCCAACAGCUGAAACCACUCUCGCACACAUAAACACUAACAUUGACAAAGGAAGCGACGUCGGCCCAUAGCUUUGUAUUUUUUAUGGGUUUGAUUCUCUUAGGGUCCUUUCUAGAGUAAACUGUUAAAGUGGUAACAACUAUUUUCAGCCAGUGUCAACAUGGGAAAACACUUUUAGGGAGGCACACAAACUAAAGGCAAGCAAGUGGAUCCGUUCUCCAACCCCCAAAUAGACAAACCGGCGGAACAAGGAGUCUAUUUCCAGUUGAGUGGUGCAGGUCGCCCGAAGGUUCCCCAGAGAAGAUCCCUGCCUUUCUAGCUGAGCUCUAUCCAUUAUCAUCUAUUUCUGAAAGCUUCUUAACACACCAAACACCUCCAGGUCUUCGGCAAGGGAAAGAGGCCACAGUAUUUUGGGAGUAUAAUGAUAAAUAAUACUGUUACUGUUACGCCUGAGAAUAUUACAAAAGUAAACGGCCGAAGGGAAUCAGGAAUCACAUUUAUGUCACUUUUUUAACGUGCCCGUUUCUGAAGUUAAAUUUUUAUUUGAGUAAAGGGACUCUGUGAAGUUGUGGGUCUCUGUGAAGAAACACAGAGACCCACAAAGGUAGCUGAAUUCAAAAGUAACCCACCUCAUGACCUUACUAGGGAAAUAGAGGAAGAGAAAAAGCCUUUUGAAAUCCUUUGCAAAAACCCUGUGUGUGUGUUCUCACGUGUGCAGGCGGGUUGGGGGUGGAAUGUGUACCGGUAUGCGUCUUGAAAUCAAUAAGGCAUUAUUUUCCCUCAGCCACAUCUCCAAUCUCUAUUUCCCUGAGAUGUUUCCCAUUGGUUUAGGGACCGCCCGUUGGUCUGAGCCCGUGAUGGGAGCAGUCAAGCUAUAUAAAUCAUCAUUUCAUUCUUUUCAUGUUGUGAUUAUGAGGGUAGUGUGUCUUGAGCAGCUUCCAUCAGACAUCCCAGCAUACCCAGCCCUGUCAAAGACAUGUCAUCAUCAAUCUUCAUGUACCUGUAUGACUUUUAAAGCUGUGAAAGGUGUGACGAUGGAUGAGCGGUCACAGUGGAGCCACACAGUUACAGAGAAUAGUAGAAGUAGUGUAUCACAUAGUGAGCCGCCUUGUUUAUAGUGCAUCAUGGGAUGCAUGAUAGCAGGCUUGGGGUCAAUUCCAAUAAACUCUCUGUCUCAUUCAUUAGUUGGUAACAUGUUAGUAUAGGUGGCCUACAUUGAGAAGUCAUUGAAAGUAGCCCUUUUUUAAAAUUAUUUAAUUGGAAUUUUAGUUUACUUCCUGAAUUGACCCCAACACUGACUUAUUGUGCCUAUGAUCACCCAAUAUAAUGAUAGUGCAUUAAGAUAAGCUUUUUACCACAGAUAUGGAAAUUCCCUGUAUCUACAUGAUGAAUGGUCAUCUAAAUAUCAAGAGUGGCUACAUCUUUUAUCUGUGUUGUUUGAUUCUGUACAUCUAAUGGCGGUAGCUACUUCAUCACUAAUGCUAAUCUCUCCUUCUUUUUAUCUCUAUCUCUCUCUCUCUCUCUCUUCUCUCUCUCUCUCUCUCUCUCUCUCUCUCUUCUCUCUCUCCUCUCUCUCUCUCUCUCCUCUCUCGCUCUCUCUCUCCCUCUCUCUCUUCUCUCUCUCUCUCUCUCUCUCUCUCUCUCUCUCUCUCUCUCUCACCUUCCCCCCAUAGUUGAGGUGGACCCGGAUCUGGACAAAGAGUCCCAGGAGUACCUGGAGGCUUUGGAGCAGGUCACGGGCGAGCUGGAGUACUGUGUCAACCUAUGCAAGUCGCGUGUCAUGAUGGAGACCUGCUUCGACAUCGUGGUGUCGGCAUCCGCCGUCGCGCAAGGGGGGCAACAGAAAGGAGGUGUGGAGGUGUGA
Messenger RNA from Coregonus sp. 'balchen', 19417 nucleotides. NCBI's taxonomy places the organism in Eukaryota, Metazoa, Chordata, Actinopteri, Salmoniformes, Salmonidae. The record is from the annotation of a GenBank genome assembly.